Molecule: messenger RNA, 3177 nt
Organism: Triplophysa rosa
Lineage: Eukaryota; Metazoa; Chordata; Actinopteri; Cypriniformes; Nemacheilidae
Gene: zdhhc3a
Product: zinc finger DHHC-type palmitoyltransferase 3a
Exons: 7
Coding region: 505-1398 (297 amino acids)
Biological process (GO): peptidyl-L-cysteine S-palmitoylation; protein targeting to membrane
Cellular component (GO): Golgi apparatus; endoplasmic reticulum
Molecular function (GO): protein-cysteine S-palmitoyltransferase activity
Source: RefSeq, a predicted model, not a curated record
GACGUUCCCAGUUUAAAAAUAACAUUUUAUCAUAGUAAAAUCUACAUAUCGUUCCCAGCUAAAGUAUCGUUAGGUGUAAAACAUGCUGAACAUUAAUGGACAGACAGUCGAUGCCUUGAAUGAAUUACUAUUACCUCACAAAAGCUGUUUAUUCAGUGUAGCGAAGCUUCUCUUCCAUUGAAAUCCAUUAAAACAGCCCCUGGUCUCCGGCGUUAGCAUUAGCAUUAGCCGUUGCAGGUCCUCCAUCUAGUGGCUUUGGCUUGACAGUGUAUUUUCAACCCGCGGCUGGGUUGGCCGCAGUGGGAGUGGAGCUGACACGGAACGAAAAAAAUGCUGCAUUUUACCACUUACAUUUUUUUUUUGUAAAUCAAAUUCGUACUUUUUUGUUGCAAUACUAACCCGGGGACAUAUUCCCUAGUGUGAUCCAUAUAGUCUCUGCCUCGGUUUGGCGAACGAUCGCGAGGAGCCCCAUGUCGCCACAUAUAAUGGGAUUUCUGUGGUAGGAUGAGAACUCCGGUGUCACGCUUCAGGGACGUCGAGAGGCAGGCCAACAGCCUGCAGCCCGCUCAGUGUCUUCCACCCUGUCAUGAGCGGCCGAACAAAAUGUGGUUCAUCAAGGAUGCCUGCGGCAUCGUGUGCGCGAUCAUCACCUGGUUUCUCGUCUUCUUCGCCGAAUUCGUCGUCUUGUUCGUCAUGCUCAUUCCAUCGAAGAACCUGACCUACAGCCUUGUGAAUGGCACCCUGUUCAACAGCGUGGCCUUCCUCGCCCUGGCGUCUCAUUUCAGGGCCAUGUGCACAGACCCGGGAGCCGUGCCAAAGGGAAACGCCACUAAGGAGUACAUCGAGAGCUUACAGCUGAAGCCAGGCCAGGUGGUUUACAAAUGUCCCAAAUGCUGCAGUAUUAAACCAGACAGAGCUCACCACUGCAGUGUCUGCAAGCGCUGUAUACGGAAGAUGGACCAUCACUGUCCUUGGGUAAACAAUUGUGUCGGGGAAAAUAACCAGAAGUACUUUGUGCUUUUCACAAUGUACAUUUCUCUCACCUCUCUGCACGCCCUAGUCAUGGUGGUUCUUCAUUUCCUCUACUGUUUUGAAGAUGACUGGACAAAGUGCAGUACCUUCUCCCCCCCGGCCACUGUCAUACUCCUCAUCCUCCUGUGCUUUGAGGGCCUCCUCUUCCUCAUCUUCACCUCUGUGAUGUUUGGCACCCAAAUCCAUUCCAUCUGCACAGAUGAGACGGGCAUAGAGCAGUUGAAAAAGGAAGAGAGAAGAUGGUCUAAAAAAACAAAAUGGAUGAACAUGAAGGCGGUAUUCGGACACCCCUUCUCAAUAGCAUGGGUUAGCCCGUUUUCAACGCCCGAACACGGGAAAGCCGAUCCGUACCAGUAUGUGGUCUGAGUUCAGGAAGCUUUAAGCUAGAGACUGGAGUGCACUUGGAUCCCUCACAUAAACUAAUGCCUCAGCGUCUUUUUAUUUGUUUGUAUUCGGGACCUGAGCGAACCAUUUACCUAAAUCACCUCAUUUUUCUUUUCUUUUUUUAGGAAACAAAUGGUUGUGCAUCCAAUGAUUCUUUCCUAUUAAAAAGUUGAAGCUUUACAUUAAUCAUGUGGUAAUCUCUCUAGCAUUUCUGCCUGGCUAUGCUGAAAAGAAGAUGAGUGAUGGUGGAAAUAAUAGAAGCCAGUUUAUGCUAAUACAUUCACUGUUGUUAUCUCUUUAGAACUUUUCAAAAUGAUGACCUUACUUUUGAAGUACUUGGAAACUUCAGUUUUUGUCCCUUCCUAUAACUUGCCUUGGUAACUAAUGUAAUAGCAUUGAUAACCAUUCACAAAAUGAUAUAUUACGCUUACAGUAUAUUACAAAUAAAAGCGGGCUUUUACAUUAUUUUGGCCACUUUUGAAACUAUAGAUAACAUUUAUAAUAAUCUUAUCACUUAAAAAUGUCAAUUUCUCCCCUAAAUGUAUGCUCUUUAUGAUAGAGUAUAUUCAGUCUUUUAUAUGUUUGGGGUUGGUUUGCUUUAUUUACUUGGUUGGAAAUGAUGACAAAGGGUGAGGAAAUUGUGUGAAGCACAUCUAUAUACCGUAUACAGGCAUAUUGUGGAUAUAUUCUCUGGUUUACUCAAUGUUACGCCAUUGUUUUAGUUAUUUCAUAUAUUUUACAUUUUAUUACUGUACAUUUUUGUUAUGAAUGAAAGACAUGAUUUUCAAGUGUAUAUAAAAGACAACCGUUCUUUUGACGAAGGGUGAAUUAAAAACAUGAAAAGCCUUGGAUUUUGAAACAGUUAUUUGUCUUAACACCAUAUUGUUGCUAUGGUCUUGAAUAUUGCAUUCUUAAAUGCGAAACCACAUACGGAACUGUCUUUGCCUUCGGACAAACAGCCUAAAAUAGCACUAGAGGAAAAGUCAGCAGAUGAAAUUCCAUUGGCAUUGCACAAUCACCGGCUGUAUUGUUUGUAAUCUCCGUUUAAAGGUUUCUUGGUUUCUAUCUGUCUUGCUUUGUUCACUAACCGACUUUUUCCUCAUUUGUGUAAUCUCUUCCCUUGUGUGCUUGUUGUUAUGAAUAGUUCCUUUCCUCAGAUGCUUUUGGGGAAUUAAAAUGGAUAAAAAAAUCAACAAAUCAUAUUUAGUGUUGAAUUAUGCCUGGUGUCACUGUUUGAUUGGUAUGAGAUGGAGGUAAGCUGGUAUAUGCAGUUCAAACCAUCAGCUCCAACAUCACACGAUGUGCUUACUGCCUGAAUGCAUGCUGUUGACAAAAAUGUGUUUUAAUUUUAGAGAUCAUUUGGAAUGUGACGGCAUGCUGCAUGCGACGUGCUUUUAAUUUGUGCAACAAAAAAAAGACGUUCAAACCAUUCUUUCCAGUUACGAUAAACGCCAAGAUCACGCUGGUGCAUGUGUAAAUUCAUUUCCCAUUACCCUUUUUACCAUAGUAACCACUUGCUUUCUUUUUCAGUCAAAGGAUUUUAAGUUUGUAAUGUGCUAGUGUGGAUGUGAUUCUCAAUUUAUUUAUGACUGUAUCGUUCAAAAUCUCUUGCAGGAGUCACUGAACGUGUUGUUUUGUUGCAGGGCAUUGAAAGGUUAAAGCGUGAAGACCCUGCGUGGGAGAAGAUCUCGUCCUGGGAGGCUAUGAAGUCAGCGUUUGGGGGUCCUCUAUCUGUGGCCUGGAUGAGCCCUUUCACAGACU